AGAGAGAGAGAGAGAGAGAGAGAGAGAGAGAGAGAGAGAGAGAGAGAGAGAGAGAGCAGUAGGAAGGACUCGGAAAAACGGCAUACUGCAACCUCAUGCUCUCGUAAAGCUCUGGCGAACCGGCACCACUGAAACAGAAUAAGAUCCACCAUCGGGAACAACGAUACAAGGUCAUCCCGAAGAAGAGAAAUAACGGAUGAUAAUAGGGAAUAGUUCGGGCUACUUUAUUUAUUUACAAGUCCUCAAAGGUAGAAACAGUCGCGGUUCAGUCUAUGAAAGAUUAACUAGCAAUAUAUUUAGCAUAGAAUAAUGUCGAACUCCAACAUAUGAGGGUUAUUAAAGCUUCUGCCAAACAGACAGAGUGAAACUUUAAAGCAGCAGGACUGAAGCGAUUGAGCCGAACGGAAAUGGAACCGCAGUUGAUUUGCUGUGAAGUGGAUAGUUUUCGAAGGGCCUACCUCGACAGCAACUUGCUCAAUGAUAGAGUUCUACAUGCGUUGUUACGAGCAGAGGACUACUAUCUACCAGCCACCAACUAUUUCAAAUGCGUCCAAAAAGAAAUCGCACCGUACAUGAGAAGAAUAGUUUCGACUUGGAUGUUAGAGGUGUGUGAGGAGCAGAAGUGCGAGGAGGAUGUCUUCCCACUGGCCAUGAACUACUUGGAUCGCUUCCUCUCUGUGGAGCCCACCAAAAAGGGACACCUUCAGCUGCUGGCAGCCGCCUGCAUGUUCCUGGCCUCCAAGAUGAGGGAAACCAUUCCUCUGACCGCCGAGAAGCUUUGCAUAUACACAGACAACUCUAUCUCACCCGGGCAGCUGCGGCAAAUGGAGCUGCUGGUUCUGACCAAACUGAAGUGGGACCUGGCUUCUGUGACGCCACUGGAUUUCCUCGACCUCUUCAUGUCCCGGCUGCCAAUAAGAACAGAGAACAGGCCCAUUCUCAGGAAGCACGCUCAGACCUUUGUGGCCCUCUGCGCUACCGAUGUCAAGUUCAUCGCCAGCCCCCCCUCCAUGGUUGCCGCGGGCAGCCUGGUGGCAUCAGUGAAGGGCUUGCAGAUGAGGAUUGUGGGUAAUGCCAUGACAGAACAGAAUCUGACAGAGAACCUGGCGCAGAUCAUCAGAAGUGAUCCGGACUGUUUGAGGGCAUGUCAAGAACAAAUUGAGUCUCUGUUUGAAAUGAGCCUAUGCCAGGCCCAACUACAGACUCAGCAGCCCCACUCGGGAACCACGGCAACCAAGGGUGUGAUGGACGGGGAGAGCCAGGAGCUUUCGGCCACGCCCACCGACGUGCGGGACGUCAACAUCUGAUCGGACGCCGUCUCUCGGUGACAGAGUUUCCACGGAUACGGAUCAUUGGGAGAAGAAGAGUGGGAUGGAGAGAGACGUUUGGACUUCUAAAACUAGGUUAAUCUUUUCUAUCUCAGGCACACGUAAAAGUGCAGGGAAAGGAUUCACUCAAUUGUUUUGAUACAACCUCUCUCCGUUCUCGCCCCUCCCUAAGAGAGCCACCGCAAAGACAAAUAUACGUUGACAAAAAGUAAUGUUAUGGAAUUAUAGAGUCCGAGAGAGAGGUCAUCCUCCUCUGUCAUGAGUUUCUCCUAUUUAUCCAUGCGAGCAGUUCGAACUAUGUGUGUUAGAAAAAACAAUAGCCAUAUGGACUGGUAAAACGAAGAAAAUGACGAAGAGGAGGAAGAACGAAGACAUCGAUGCCAGCCGCAUCGCAGACGCCACUGAAGAACCAGACAUUGGUCUGCUUGGCAGUACAAAGAUUAAGCUAAAAGAGAGAAGGACUUUUAUUUUGUAUUUUCGGAUCAGGUGGUUCUGUACACCUGCUGUAUAAUAGAGAGUGUGCAGACUUGGCCAGUAGUGUUUGGCAUUACGAGGUAAUGUGAGCGUGGAAGUGGAUGAAAGAUUAAAAAAAAUAUAACUGCCGUGGAAUAUAAAGAAAAAAACGCAAAAAUAAAAAUAACAAUGAAGCCUUAGUUUAUUGAUUAUCGUUAGAUUUAUUCAAGGCCUUGGGUACAAAAAUAGAGCUUUUGUAAUGGAUGACAGGUGAUGGAAACCUUGCUAUUUUGAGAUGUUAUCCGCGCAUGAAAUUGUUUAUGACUUGUAUCCGUGUAUGUAUGAUGAUGAAGAUGUGUUCUGGACUUUGUAAACACUACCAGGUUGAAAAGUACAUUCCUAUGUUUACCUCAGAACACAAGGAAAUAUAUGUAUUUUUACAUUGAAAUUUUGGCCUGUGCAUUUUUUUCUUUUAUUUACUCAUUUUUUUAAAAUGGGUAUCAUGGACUGAACAUCGCAAGAAUAAGAUGGGAGUGGUCACUCUAAAGUUCUGAUGAUUCUGAUGAUGAAUACACCAGGGUAAAUACAGGAAAUGUUUAACCCCUAGAGUGCUCAAUGGCACAACUGCGGUCAAAGGGACAGUAUGAAAUUGCCAUGGAUUUACUACCUUUUAUUAAAUUGAGCCGAAAAAAUUAAUCAAAGUUGGGUGAGCAAAAAAGGAAAUGUCAUAAUUGGACAGACCGAGUACAGACCGAGAAGUAAUCACUACCAAACUAUGAGGUUGUGUUAUCUUUUUAAUGUGCUGAUACAACCUAGAGGGGCAUGUGAUUGGGUCAGACUCUUUGAGCCACUGUUAAAAUUAGUUUCACCUGAAUGUGCAUUAUUGGAUGGGGAAGCACCAUGUGUUGUUUCGAUUGAUAAGUUGACCUCAGUCUUUGGAAUGCUCUAGAGAGGAGCACAAUUGCCUCAGCUCUCUUACCAUAUAUUAGCUCAACUGUGUUUGCAAAAGUAUGCGAAGCAAAACAUAUAAUUAAUGCUCAUCGUAGCACUCAUCUGCUCAGAGAAAAGCUCAGAACUUGAGGAGGCUAAAGCAAUGGUUUUCAAACCUGUUAUGUGUACGCUCAUUCUUUUUUUGAACUAUCUAAGAUUAAUGCAAAUAAACACAUGCCAUCAUUUUCUAAA
This is a messenger RNA of Gadus morhua (Atlantic cod), 2963 nucleotides long. Its product is annotated as G1/S-specific cyclin-D1. The transcript has 5 exons. Lineage: Eukaryota; Metazoa; Chordata; Actinopteri; Gadiformes; Gadidae. The record is from RefSeq and is a predicted model, not a curated record. The coding region runs from base 408 to 1307 and encodes 299 amino acids.